CGUCAGUAGUCACGUGCUGAGGGAACUGGGACACUGGUGGCAGCGACGUGUGGCUGGGGCUGGACCUGACAGUCACAUGACACGUAGAGUGUACAAGACACUGGUAGCCAGGUAAAUAGUCGAAGUGUAGCGAGAUAUGAUAAUACAGCCACGUGUGCCUGGGGCUGGGCCUGCCAGUCACGUGACCAGUGACGUGCACAAAACUCUGGUAGCAGGUGAGUGUCAGUAAUGUGGGGAACGGUUUGAAAAAAGUAGGAAGGAAUUGAAAGGAGAUUAGUGAUUGCUCUCACGAUUUCUUUACAUCAAAGCACAGUAUACCAAACACUUCGACUUCGUUCUUCUUUCAUAUUAUUAUUAGAGUAAAGUUCUCUCCUAUUUUUAUUUUUUCGUUACACGUUUCUUUAGUUUAGAUAUCUAAAGAUGCCUUCCUUUGAAGUCCCAAGGGUACUUUUCUGCAGAAAUAUCACAUAAUUGGAAAUCAGAAAAUCAGAAAUCCAUUUUAAUCUUCGAUCUGUCUUCUAAUUUCAUUUAAUUGUGCCAUAUAUAUUAUCUUUGGUGACUCGUUGAAUAGAUGAUUUUACGUCGUCGUCCUCGUCGUCGAAAAAACAGUUUGUGAGGUCAGAAUAAUUUUACUAGGUUCUGUGGUCCGGCGACAACAGUGACUGUGCCAUGUACAUCUCCCCCUCGCCUGAGUGUCAAGACCCUGAGCCACCUGGUGUCGUUGACAGGAGAGUGCUACACUGCUCAAAUAGCUCUGUUCCCGGAGCAAGUUCACCUGCUCAACACGAUGCCUCCCAUGGUGUAUCUGUCAGGACCGCCAGGUACAGGUAAAACUGUGGUGCUGCUGCUGGUGGCGAUGGAAUGGCUGCGAUGUGGCCACCACGUCUACAUCGUCAGCGUCUGGUCGGAAAGUCACGUGGCGUGCAUCAUGCUGUACCACCUGCUGCUGCAGACUAUCAGCACACAGCAAACAGCAGGGGUCACAGGGGUCACAGCUGGCCACCUUCACCUCCUGCAGUAUGAGUUUAAAGCUACUGGAGGCAAAGACGUGGACAAGGCUGUCAAUGAAUUGUCGCAGGCGGCCAAUGGACGGCCGCUGUAUGUCAUCGCUGAUGAAAUGUCAACUGACAACUUCGUGUUCUUCUUUAACAAACUACUAAUGCAAGUUCCUCGUCUCCAUUUUUGGGCGGCUAGUUGUUAUCAUAUUAUGAUACCCGGUGCCUGGUCCUCGGAAUUUCUCACCAGACCCCUCCGUUGCCCGCCGGUAGUCGUGCGGGAAGUGGAGAAGGACAAGAAAAUAGCUCAACACCAGUUUGUCCAGCCAUACACUCAACGUGGCAUACCUGACCACACAGACGGCCCGCCAGUCAAGGUGUUGUACCAUCGACCCUUUCAAGAUGACCACUCGCCCACCCACCCAGCUGACUGUGUCACUUGUGGUCGUGAGGUGGCCAGCUUCCUACACAGUCUUCGUGUUGGUCUUCCAGAGACCGUCACAUCUACGACAACCCCAACACCGCCGUGCCUGCAGUGGCGAGACGUGAUGGUGGUGUACUGGAGAGAGGAGAGUGCUGAUCCCAGAAUGGUGACGGGGCUGAGGGCAGGCGGUGUCGCCGCUCGCCUGAUGACGGAUGACGACAUGGAGGACGUGGCCACGGCGCGCAGUGACGUGGUGUGGGUGGGGGAAGGGCAUCGUAUGCAGGGUCUGGAGAGGAAAGUCGUCGUCUGCGUGGAUCUCGGGGAUGUUGCUGCUCGAAGAUUUAGAGCCAUGUCUCGGUGCACGUCACAACUUGUCAUUGUCAAACUAGACAGUUCCCACGGACAUUAAUACCUACACCUGUCACCUCUUGUGGUUGUAGUCUCUGAACCUGUUGUUGUUGUUGUCGUCGUCGUCGUCGUCUGUUUCAACUUAAGAGGUGAUUUGUAGCGAAUAUAAAACAAAAACUUACAAAUAUCUAAAUUGUGUAUUUGUAUAUUGAAAAUAUAUAUAGAAAGAGAGAUGGGUCACUAAACUCUGUGGUGCUCAGUCUUUUCACUAUAACGUUGACGGUAAAGAGCUUCGGUGUCGGCAGGACCGCUGUCUGUAUGGAGACUGGAGCUGCCACCUUGGCCCUGGUGCUCCAGCUUCCUCCUAAAUGUAGCUCUUAGUUUAGAAAUGUGAUGAGUUGUGUGACCAGAAAUACACUUUGGGAACAUUCUUCGUGUACAUCAAUUAGCUUAGAGUAAAAUUGGUUUCAUAUAUCCGAUUUUCCUUUAAAGUCGCAGUUUCCAAGAACCUGUCGACGACGUUGAGUGACGACUUGACGACCAGUUUCAUCGCCUCAUGUUGAUCGGUCCUUCUCUGUACAAGUCGCCCCACACUACACGAGGCACAUACGGAGUAAAUACACGUGAGGCAUGCUGGUAGUCAGGACAGGGUCGCAGUGAAGUUGUCUUGAGACUUAUUAUGUAUAUAUUAUGAAUAUUGUGUGUAUACACUUGUGAAAAUACAGUCAACACAGUUCCACAGCCUUGUUUAUUUUCUUGUUGGCUAAGUCGUGCAUGAGUUAAUACAUGAUUGUGCUCUGGCUAUCUCAAGGUUUUCUGCCUUUACUGAAGGAAAAAAUAAUCCGGUGUAACACCGCACGUGACGUGAAACAUACUUUCAGACAUUCUGAUUGGUUGAAACCUUUACCUCCGCAUUCAAGGUGAAAAAAAAAAAUUCCGCACACGGGCUGUCGGAAAAUCCUCCUGAACGUAAGUUUUCCUGCGUAGUUUCUAAAUUUAGCUGUUUACACAUCAGCACGAGAAGAACAAGAAGGAAGAACUCUGGGCUCCUGACACCUUGUCAGUACAGACAGGAGGACAGGAGGACACUUGCUAUGAUUCACCUUCACCACGGUGUCUGGCGACUUUCAACAAAUCUCUAUGACAACCGAGAAUGUUUGACCACGUGACCUGUGCUACCCAUGAGCCUCGUGUUCCGUCAGCUCGUCAGCUCCGCGGUGUGUAGCUGUCAGAGGCUGGGUGAGCACUGUGUAGUGUGUUGUCAUUAUGUAAACAUUUCAUAUUGUAUUUGUGGUCAUGUUAUCGCUGUUUGUAGACAAACACGUUUUCAGAUAUACUGGACUGCCGACAGCAUCAUGGCUAGAGGUGUGUCGCUGUAAUACAGUAUUCACUACAUUCACUGUCAUUCAUUAUUCAGGUGAUAACACACACGACAGUGCUCUCCCACUGUAGACACUUGAGUUUUCUGGCCGUCAGACGAUCCGGGUUGCGAUAACAGGAGCGAGGUGGUGGUGGUGGUGGUGCUGGUGGUGGUGGUGGUGGGAGAGGGAGAAGGAAGUAAGUGAACACUGUCCCUGUGUGCGAAAACUGUUUUCCUGACUGCGCAUGUCAGAGCUGUGUAUGACUUUGCUUUGCAAGGCAGGGUAUUCACCCUGACCAAAGAUAUUAAACGGAGAGAAUAGACAAACUGGCUGGUUGGCUGGCUGAUUGGUUGCUUGCAUGGUUUAGUAAGAAAGUGCAUUUCAGUUUCCUCGCCAUCCGUCAUUUCCCUCGCCCAUAAUGUGAAGCCACCAACAGACAGAACAGCUUCCUGCUAAAUAAAGCCACCAACGAGACAGUCCAUUGCUGUAGUGUUGUUGUGAGGAACUCUGGGAAGGGUGGGUCUGGGAGCAAGAAGGUUGAUGGUGAGUGGAGCUGUCUCCCUCCCAGAGCGAGUGGGCGCGUGCAGGACUGAAAGACUAACAUUUGUCUGGAUCAUUCCAUUUGACCUGAGGAAGGGUGGUUCAGUCAUCAAAGUCCUCGUUCCCACAGUUCGACAGCUUCGGCAAUCUCCGAUAACCUCGCUUGUCCAAGAGGUCGCUCGUGCCAGUGCUUUUCUACACUGUCUUUUGAAAUAGAAACAGUGUGGAAGUCUUUUAUUCCAGAGAUUUGUUACUUAUUUGUUACUGUCCCAAAAAAUAAUUAUCGUCUGUGGUCAGUUGAUGACUACUACAGAUGAGUGUGUGAUCUUUCCCGGAAGUCGAAUCUGUGAACUUGACUCCAGCAACCACGCACCUGUGUCGGCAGACAGUCUGAGGACAAGAGGUUUGUCUAAGGUGAUGAACACUACAACUGGUGCUCUUUCUUCCACUCGAUCUGUCAUCUCUCUGAUUCUAACACAUAGAUGUAUAUAUAUCCACAGAUAUGCUCCGGGAAGACUAGUGUCAGCCAUGUCUGUGCAGUCGCCGUUUUCUUCACAACAGGUGAGACACUGACAGGUGAGACUCUGACAGGUGAGACACUGACAGGUGAGACACAGGUGAGACACUGACUGAGGUGCACACUAGUUUUGGUACAGUAAUGUAUAAACUCCACUCCAUAGAAACCAGCUAGACGUCUACUACAGUGAUAUAUAUGUACACACACACACAGUGCCCUCCAUAAUAUCAGCCAGUAAUCUAUUACAGUCACAUAUCAGUGUGUGUGUGUGUGCGCGCGUGCUCGACUCCAACGAACAUGCCAUGCAGUAAUCUACUACAAUAUCAGUUAAUAUAUAUAUACUCCAGUCCACUGUCCCCGCCAGACCAAAAGUCUGUUAUAAUAUAACAUGUAUACAGUCCAGUCCAUAGAAUCUGGCAGUAAUCUGUUAUAAUGAUCUCGGUCAUCACAGGCCCAGACAUUCUGGCUCCAGUGGGUUGAGGCCGCCUACCCUAAACUCCACUCACGCGCCUACUUCCUGCCUCCUGUCUACGUCAACCGCGUGCCGCUGACCAGAGAGUCGGUAGCUGGUCAGGAUGUUUUAGUCCUUCAGCAAGUGACCCAGCAGGCCGGUCAGUGCAGCCAGCCGCAGGUCCUCCCAUCCACUUCUCAGGCUUCCAUGUGUAAACUGCCUGUAGUUCAUGACAGUGAUGUCCGAGACGACGCCGCCAUGCAGCGGGUUCUCUUCUGUCUGCAGCAAUUGUCUGAACAGAGAGGAGAGGUGUUAGUUGGACUCAGCCAGCUGCAGUUUGAACGCUACCUGAGUGAACCGUGUUACACUUCCGCAGCUGCCCACCUGCCCGUGCCCUCCAGCAUUCCUCCUUCUCUGCCCCGGAACUGGAAACGAGGAGACUUUGAUGUACUUCUUAUUCACCGACAUUACGGUUUUGUCGUCUGUGAGGUGAAGGCCUUUGGUGACAACACACAGGCACUGAACAUGUCACAGCAGGAUAUAGACAACAACAUUAGAAAGAAACUAGAACAAGCCGUGACACAGCUGGACAAGGCGGAGGCCAUGUUGUCUCACCUGGUGUCCGACAUCGCUCCCGGUCUGCGCAUCACUAAGACCAUCGCCUUCCCCAACCUCACGGCUCAUCAGGUGCAACAGGCCAUCUCCGUGCGACACCCAGCUGACUGAAAAUCUUUGUCGGUGUCUGGGAACGACAGACCCAGCCGCCAUCACCGGACUGUGUCUGUGCUGUGACCAGUUGUCUGACCACAAGACCCCGUCUGACGUCAGUAGUCACGUGAUGAGGGAACUCGGACACUGGUGGCAGCGACGUGUGGCUGGGGCUGGACCUGACAGUCACAUGACUGAUGCUGUGUACAGGACUCUGGUCGCCAGGUUCUGCGGUCCGGCGACAACAGUGACUGUGCCAUGCACAUGUCCUCCACGUGUGAGUGUCAAGACCCUGGGUCAGGCCGUGUGGUGGACAGGAGAGUGCUAUACUGCUGUAAUCACACUCUUCCCGGAGCAAGUUCACCUGCUCAACAAAGCAGAUCCUAGGGUGUUUGUUUCUGGUCCACCUGGAACAGGUAAAACUGUGGUGCUGCUGCUGAUGGCGAUAGAGUGGCUGCGGUGUGGUCACCACGUCUACGUUGUAUGUACCUGUAGUGAAAGUCGUGCAGCGUGCAUCAUGCUGCACCACCUGCUGCAGCAGACUGUGACCAGCCUCAUGGCAGCAGGUGUAUCACCCGGGCAGCCUCACCUCCUGCAGUAUGAUUUUCGUGACAAAGAUGAAGACGUGGAGAAGGCAGUCAACGACUUGUCACAAGCGGCGAGGGGAGAGUCGUUGUAUGUCAUCGCUGAUGAAGCAGGUCCUGAGUACUGGUUACACUUUCCGAUUUUCUGUCAAAUGCUGCUGAAACAAGUUCCUGGUCUCCAUCUUGGGCGGCAAGUUGUUACCAUGGAGUCGCACCCGCAAGUGGGUGGCAAGUGGAAUAUUUAACCAGACCCCUCCGCUCUCCACCGGCGGUCGUCAGGGAAGUCGAGCAGAACCAGUACAUCACCGAGUACUGUGAUGUCCGGCCGUACAGAGACCGAGGUGCCCGACCACACAGACGGCCCGCCAGUCAGACGAGUGUAUCACCGAGGUGAGGGUCACAGCGCUGACACACUGACUGACUGCGUCACGUGCGGGCGCGAGGUGGCCAGCUUCCUACUCAGUCUCCGUGGAAGUAUUCCGGCUAAUAAUCCGACAUCUCAGACGUCCAGCUGCACCAGCGGCUGCACCACACCAUCCUGCCUGCAGUGGAGAGACGUGGUGGUGUUGUACUGGCGUGACGUCACCGACAGCUCGGGGAUGGUGACGGCAAUGAAAGAGGCGGGGAUCCCAGUGCAGGUGAUGAAGGAUGAUAACAUCGAGGAUCUCGCUAAAGCCCACAGUGAUGUGGUGUGGAUGGCAUUCGGAGGUCACGCACGUGGUCUGGAGAGAAAGGUCGUCGUGUGCCUGGAGUCUGGGGUCAGGUCAGCACGACUUCACAGGAUGUCCCGAUGCACAUCGCAGCUCGUGGUUGUCUCCCAUGACGACUAACCGCCUGUGCUCCAAUGAAAGUCUUUCGUUUAGAGCAGUGUACAUGUGUUUGCCAGCAUCCAAUCAGCAGUGACCAGUUUUCUUGGAGUCGGACACAAACCGGAAACUGGGGGCAAGUGUAUAUGCUUGAAACAACCAAAACAAUGAAAGCGAAGCGUGACUUAACCUGCAAUUGAUGAAAGACACCUUCACGGUCUGUAUGUGUCUGGCUCUUCCACCUUUGACUACUUGGAAGGGGAGAACACCUGCAGGCUGCUGCCAUCGUCAACAUCUUUCUUCCCGAGUGAGGGGAAUCGGACAGGAAGAGGUGGGCGAUUUAAAAGAAUAAAACCGUUUUCACUCAUUUGAAUAAUAGAUGUACAGUAAAUUACACAUCAACAGAACAUCAUUAAUCAGCCCAAACAAAGCACAUUAAGGGCUUUAAAGAGAUAAUUUAAAAUAAUAAUACUUAUCAACAUUUCUUUCUGUUUACACAAUAUGUGUAUAUAUAUAUAAUUAAAUGAUAUAUGAGCUGA
Messenger RNA from Pomacea canaliculata, 7273 nucleotides. RefSeq lists its product as uncharacterized. The coding region runs from base 788 to 1828 and encodes 346 amino acids. NCBI's taxonomy places the organism in Eukaryota, Metazoa, Mollusca, Gastropoda, Architaenioglossa, Ampullariidae. The record is from RefSeq and is a predicted model, not a curated record. The transcript is spliced from 7 exons.